Messenger RNA from Aspergillus welwitschiae, 975 nucleotides. RefSeq names its product glycoside hydrolase family 43 protein. NCBI's taxonomy places the organism in Eukaryota, Fungi, Ascomycota, Eurotiomycetes, Eurotiales, Aspergillaceae. The record is from RefSeq and is a predicted model, not a curated record. The transcript has 2 exons. Gene Ontology annotation, molecular function: hydrolase activity, hydrolyzing O-glycosyl compounds. Gene Ontology annotation, biological process: carbohydrate metabolic process. Bases 1 to 975 code for a protein of 324 amino acids.
AUGUGGACACAUCUACCAUCCCUCUGUGCCCUAGGCCUCACACUAAUCACAUCUGUGAUAACCUCACCCAUUGAAAUCCGAGCCACCGGACCCUGGCUAGCCCUCGACACGGACUUCCCAGACCCCGGCUUCGUCCAAGCCGACGACGGCACCUGGUACGCCUUCGGCACGAACGGCAACAACCGCACGGUGCAAGUAGCCAAGUCCGCAGACUUCAAAACAUGGACUCUCCUCGACAAAGAAGCCCUCCCCACCUUAGCAGGCUGGGAGACCCAAAUUGACCACUGGGCCCCAGACGUAGUCCGCCGUAACGACGGCAAAUACGUCCUCUACUACAGCGGCGAAGCACAACAAAUGCUCCGCCACCACUGCAUCGGCACCGCAGUCUCAGAAUCCACCGAUCCCAGCGGGCCCUACAUCCCAAACCCAACCCCCCUCUCCUGCCGUCUCGACCAAGGCGGCAGCAUCGACGCGUCCGGCUUCCUAGACAAAGACGGCUCACGCUACGUCGUGUUCAAAGUGGACGGCAACAGCAUCGGCAACGGCGGGGACUGCAACAACGGCAUUGCGCCAUUGAAACCCACCCCGAUUCUUCUCCAAAAGGUAGAUACGGACGGAUUUACCCCCGUCGGCGACGCAGUGCAGAUCCUGGACCGCGAUGAUAGCGACGGGCCGUUGGUGGAGGCGCCGAAUUUGAUCCUCCAUGGGGACACGUACUUUCUGUUUUACUCGACGCAUUGCUAUACGGAUGAGAAGUAUGAUGUGCGGUGGGCGACGGCGAGUGAGAUUACGGGUCCGUAUACGAAGACCGGGAGGCAGUUGGUGAAGUCCGGGGAUUAUGGGCUUGUUUCGCCGGGGGGUGGGACGGUUUGUGGGUGUGGGGAUCGCAUGCUGUUUCAUGGGUUUUGUGGUGAUAAUAGGUGUAUGUAUGCGGCUGAGGUGAGGAUUACGGGGACGGAGGUGGAGUUUGUUUAG